AUGCCCCGCCGACUGCGAUCAAAUCGCGAGAGUCACCCAGAUAUUGACGUUGAAAUUGACCAAGGCCCCCAGAUACCCACCCAUCUCGACCGGCCAAUUCGAUUCCUCACGACUCCAGCUCCAACUCCCGCGCGCUCCCCACUGCUCCUUCGCAGCCCAUCUCGCUUACCCGGCAUAACCAGCGAUGACCUCCGGAUCCUCCGCACAAAACAGCGUCGCCUCCAGCGCUCAGCGUCUCUCACCACACAAGCCACCCGCGAGCUAGGCCCAUGGGCAAUCCGCGGCCUAUCGUCGACGCUGAUCUUCGCACAGCAUGAAGCCGGCACGGCGGUCUGUAUCGACGCGCGCGGGUGGAUGCUAACCUGUGCACAUUGCUUCGGCGAGACUGCGCAGGAAUGGCGAGCUCACCGCCGGAAAUGGCUUCUGUGUUAUACGGGGCUGGCAGUGCAAGUCGAGUGCCAGGUCUGGGAUGCACGGCGUGAUCUCGCGCUUGCCAAGGUAGUCUGCAUCGAGGCGCCUGAGGAGCUGAGCAGUAGCAGCAGCAGUCACCCCGCAACUCCCGUCUUCACAUUCGUCCCCCUCUCUACGUCGCAGUCGACCACCGCUCCGAUCAUUUGCAUCGGACAGCCAGGCGCCGACGACCUGGAUAAAACCGCCUACGAUCUGAUCGAAAUUUCCAAGGGUCGGCUAUGCGGUCUGAUUCCUGACGUCGAUCCACAGGAUAACUCGGAGAUCGGGGCGCUGAAGCACGAUGCGUGGACAUACUGGGGUCAUUCUGGAGCGCCGCUGUUGCGGAGAGCAGAUGGGAGCUUGCUAGGACUGCAUUCCUCGUGGGAUGAUAGUACUGGUAUGCGUCAUGGGGUGCCACUAGCUGCCAUCAAGGCGUUUCUCAGUGAACACCUACCCCUAGACGAAGCUGAUCUUCCAGGACCUACCGCGUCCGCUCGUAGUUUGGAGAAGAAAGAACCGGAGAUCAUCGUGAUAGAUAGCUCUGAUUGA
Molecule: messenger RNA, 999 nt
Organism: Penicillium daleae
Lineage: Eukaryota; Fungi; Ascomycota; Eurotiomycetes; Eurotiales; Aspergillaceae
Product: S1 family peptidase
Exons: 2
Coding region: 1-999 (332 amino acids)
Source: RefSeq, a predicted model, not a curated record